Cucurbita pepo subsp. pepo (vegetable marrow) is the source of this 1492-nucleotide messenger RNA. RefSeq lists its product as uncharacterized. The record is from RefSeq and is a predicted model, not a curated record. NCBI's taxonomy places the organism in Eukaryota, Viridiplantae, Streptophyta, Magnoliopsida, Cucurbitales, Cucurbitaceae. Gene Ontology annotation, molecular function: protein binding.
GAAAAUUCGGCCGGGUAGCAUCGGUUUUAUUACCGGGCGAUUUCCUUUCUGGGCUUGGUGUAUCAACUUUCAGUCCACCGCCGGAGAUUUUUCCCGCCUCUGCAGCAAAGCAAUGUUGAAGGCAAAAGGUCUGAGGAAGGCGGUAGUGCCGCCCGCUCUCAUCGGCGAUCCUUCUCCCGGGAACCUCCAGCCCACUCGUCUCGCCCUCCAUGUUAGUCCAGAUGGUUCUUCCUGCUAUGUCUUCAUCGCUUCCGGUUCCCGCGUUUUUAAACUCCAGAUUUCCAUGGAAGAAUCAUCAGUCGUCGAGGGAAAAGAUAGCUUACUGAUUCCUGUACAGACAAAGGUUCUAGACUCUUUAUUGCUGAAUCGCUGUCCUCAUCGCUCAGAGAUCCAGAGCUUGGUCCUGGCUGAAGUUGAUAGAUCCAAUGACCUCUUACUGGGGACAGUUGACUCCUAUGGUCACCUCAUUGUUUCUAAGUUAGACGCCACUGGCAAAGAUGCAGACAGGUUUACGUAUUCUGUACUCCCUCAAAAUUCAGGUCUUGGUGAGGGCAGUUGGGCAGGAUUAUGCUUCAGUCCAAGUGAAAUGUUCACGGCAGCUGUUGCUCAUAGCUUUGGCAGAACUGUUGAUAUUUAUGACCAGGAUGUCCAUGUUCGAACAUUACGCACACUCUGGUAUCCAACUGCAUUGACCUUUAUUCAGAAUCUUUCUUCUGAGGAUGGAAGUUCUAUAUUAGCUGUCACCGAAGGUUGUCAGUUGACGAUAUGGGAUUUGAGAAUGAAAGAAAACGGUGGUUGUGUGCAAAGAAUCUGUGGCUCUGUAGGUGAUAACUUUUAUGCUGUCUGCACAUCCUCAAAUGGUAAUAUUGCAGUGGGUGGGGCUGAUCGAACUGUAACAAUCUAUGAUCCUCGAAGGUGGUCAGCAUUAACAAGAUGGGUUCACUGCUCGAAGUAUGAGAUUACGGGACUGGCUUUCUCAUCAAUUGACUCCGAUUACAUUUAUGUCCAGGGAGUUGACUAUGAGGUUUUCUGUGGUCAGUGGAAAGAAAGCAAGAAAGUAUUUUCAUUAAGAGGAGACUCAAAUUGGCUUGGGUUUAGUAAGAGCUGCAGGAGGGAUGUCUUAGGCGGAUGGUGUGAUUCAGGUAGCAUCUUCUUGACAGAUGUUGCCAAUGACAGCAAAGCGGACACUUCAAAUGGCUUCGUCAAUGGCCUUUCCUGAGUCCAUCUUCUGCUGUCUUCUCUUAACGGUACUCUUCCUCCUGAUAUCAAUAAUUUUAAGUUAGUACUGAAGCAGCUAGUUAGGUUUUAGUCAAACAAUCCUUUGAUUUAUUUCCCAUCAGAAUGCUUAUUAUUCAAUGCACUGUCUACUAGUACUGAUCCAGCAGUUUGCUUUAUACAUUGUUAGGUGAUUCUAGUACCCUUGCACAUGAGGUAAACCCUUACUCCACAUAUUAUUUAAGCAACCUCAUAAUAAUUGUUGUUACGGUAGAAA